Molecule: messenger RNA, 1272 nt
Organism: Ogataea haglerorum
Lineage: Eukaryota; Fungi; Ascomycota; Pichiomycetes; Pichiales; Pichiaceae
Exons: 1
Coding region: 1-1272 (423 amino acids)
Molecular function (GO): mRNA binding; metal ion binding
Source: RefSeq, a predicted model, not a curated record
AUGACUAGUAUUUGGGGUUCCUUUGAUCAUUCUGUUAAGGAAAGCGCAAAUUUCGAUUUGGAUGCAGAUCUGGAUAUCAACUUGCAUUUCGCAAGACUAAGAUUGUCUGCGAUGGAAAUAACGCCCUCGGUAUCUGAAACAUCCACAAUGAUAUCCCCUACCGCCUCUUAUGGUAAUCUGCUCUCCGAUGUCAGCAAAGAGCGUGAGCAUGGCGGUUCGGCAAAUUCAACAUACACUUCAUCAUCGGCCAACUCCCCGCCGGGUCUUGGUCAAAAUGAUUGUUUGCCCUUCGACCCUGACUCACAGCAGAUUGCUAUAGACAUGUUGGAUCUGAUUCCAAAUCUUUGGGCCGAUAAAUCUAAAGAUACGCUAAAUUUUUCGUCUUCAAAUGUUCUCAGUUCUAGCAGGAUUCCCUUUUCAGGUCAAUGUGCUCCAAACCUUGCGACUGCAAAUAAUGGUCAUGUGUCUCCUCGGCUCAAUCAAUCGUCAAAAGUUAUUCCAUCAAAUUUUAGUACUUUGGAAAGCUCUCCCUUUUUUGCUCUUCAACAGUCUCAUCAAGAAUCCUCGCCGUUUGCCUUUGCACAAAAUCCCAACUCUUUCAAUAAUACAUCUCGAAUCCAAAUGGAUGGACCCGCUAAUUCCAAGUCUCUCUUUCAGCCUCACUCACCACAAAUUCCAGUUCAUAGUACGCCAGUGGAGAUAAAGAGCCCCGUUCAGGGUGGCGGCACACAAUUAGGCUACCCGCUUACAGAAGAAAAUCUCCUGCUCUUGAAUCCCUCCAAACGGUUGAUUCAGGGGAAGCACCUGAACAUUGCAGUGAUUCCCACUAAGAUGUGUCAAGAUGAUACGGCCUUCCUAAUGGUCCCUGCAAGUUCAGCCCUGAACGAAAAUGACUCAGACAAAUCGCUAAGAGUUGAAUGUGUCCCAAAUACAAAACGAAAGAUCACCCCGAAAGGCCUUUCACAAAGCAGCUCGGUUUCUUCACACAGUCAGAAGUCUCAUAAAGUGUUCCCUUCCUCAAGCGUAAAGAGCAAGGCUAUUGUUGACAGAGAUCUUUACAAAACUGAAAUGUGCACACAAUAUCAGGAAAAGGGGUACUGUCCUUAUGGAUCUAAAUGCCAGUUUGCACAUGGAGAGGAAGAACUGAAGAAAGUCAAACGAGCGGACAACUGGAAAACAAAAUUAUGUGCUAAUUGGCUGAAGUCCGGAUCAUGUCGGUAUGGUAAGAGAUGUUGUUUCAAACACGGUGAGGACGACAGAGGGAAACCGUGA